Molecule: messenger RNA, 6118 nt
Organism: Betta splendens (Siamese fighting fish)
Lineage: Eukaryota; Metazoa; Chordata; Actinopteri; Anabantiformes; Osphronemidae
Product: arf-GAP with Rho-GAP domain, ANK repeat and PH domain-containing protein 1-like
Exons: 34
Coding region: 270-5027 (1585 amino acids)
Biological process (GO): signal transduction; positive regulation of GTPase activity
Molecular function (GO): GTPase activator activity; protein binding; phosphatidylinositol-3,4,5-trisphosphate binding
Source: RefSeq, a predicted model, not a curated record
CCUCCUGGGAAAAGAAGGCGACGCCGCCGUGGGAAGCCGACGGCGGCCGCGCGGAGGGCGCGUUGUCUUGGUUACCGCUAACGAGCUCGCGCUGGCGUGGACGUAGCGGCGCGCGGCGGUUAGCAAAGACGAGCGGCCAACUUUCUCCGAGCAGCUCUGCUCGCACCGGAUAACGGUCCAGACGUUAUUGACUUCACAGACGGGGAAAACCAUGAUCUGAGGGGUUCCUGUCUGCAUGUUCUCUGCUGGUGGCCUCACGAGCGUCAGUCAUGUCUCAAUCUGAAUUUGUGUGCGACUGGUUAUGUGUGCUUCGACUGGAGCAAUAUUCAGAGGCAUUUCAAAACGCCGGACUCACAACAUUACAACAAUGCCGCAGUCUCACCCCAGAUCAGCUGGAGCAGAUGGGCAUCACCCUGCCGGGUCACCAGAGGCGCAUCCUGGCCAGUCUGAGCAAAACACAUGGUAAUUGCGAUACGCAGUCUGAUACAUACUGUCGUAGUGCACACUGUGACACUCAGAGACUAGAGGGAAAAGGUCACUACCAAGUGUUGCACAGACAGACACUCUCUCCUUCCCCAGUGGAAGAAAAGCCUGUUCCUAGGCAAAGGGACGGAGAGGUCAUGAGACCAGUGCCCAGAGAACGAGAAAGACCCGUUCCCAGGGAGCGACACGUCUCCAGGAUAAAAGAGGAAGGAGCUGAGGAGGCAGGAGAGAAGAAGCCAGUUACUGAACAAAGACAAAUGGCUCCUAGACUAGUUAAGGAGGAAGAGACAAAUGGAGGAGUAGAUGGAAUAAAAGAGAAGCCCUUACCUAAACAGAGGACUAAGUUUCUCCCCAAUGCUCCUGUGGAUUAUCCCCCGAUCCCCAAUGCGUCUUCAGCGUCUGACUAUUUACCCCCCGUGCCCCCACGAAGCUCCCCUAACUGCCCCCCGCAGCGCUUCACCCCCACCAUGAGCCCCUCGCCUUCCCCUCGAGCCCCAAGCUACCCCAAGCUAGAUGUGGUCACAGCGCCAACAGUGCAGAGCCGGUGUGUGACUGAGAGCUCACCCCCCACCGCCAUCACUACCCACACCCCCGCACAGAUUCGACCUCAGACAUUAGAAAUUCAGCCGCAUGCCUUUUCUCUGGAUGCUGGAAAGAGUUCACCCAUCUUAACUACUGCUUCCCCCAGUGAGAGAAAUGUACCACCGCUACCUCCAAAAGUAGGGGUUGGUGCUAAAGGCCAACCCCUAUCAACCCCUUCAACUCCUUCAACCCACAGCCCCCUUUCUAGCAGGACGGCUGCUGAUGACCUGCACCAGGAACAAACUCCACAGGUCCCACCGCGCAGCAGGAAACCCCAAACUCAAGAAAACACACAGCAGUCGAGUCAGCUGCCUGCUAGGAAGACCCGCCAACCCCCCCAAACCACCUGUGACCUGACCUUGGAUUCGCAUGAUAGUUCUGAUGACUAUGAGGAUCCUGACUUGUUUUGUCCUGUUGUUCAUCGCAUGAACAAAUCAGCCAUAAACAUGUCCCUGAAUGUUCCCAGUCAGGAAAAGGUGCGGAAAAAUUCUUUAUACAGUGAUGAUGAGUUCUUGGAUGAAGACGAACCUGUCCAAUGGCCAGAUGAGGGCAUCAACAGCCAAGGCAGUGUCUACCUGCCAAACACUGGUAGCCAGGCUUCACCCACUAAAGCAGAAUCCUCUGAGCUUGUUGCUGUCAUCAAGAGUGGCUGGCUGGAAAAGAAUCCGCCUCAGGGGAGCAUUUAUUAUCAAAAACGCUGGGUGAAGCUUGAUGUUGACUACCUGAGAUACUUUAACAAUGAGAAGGAUAUGUAUUCUAAGGGGCUCAUCUCAACAGCCUUCAUCACUAAUGUGACCUCUGUGGGGGAGCUCAAAUUUGAAGUGGCUACAAAUAACCGGAUAUUCACAUUCAAGGCUGAAAGUGAAGCUGAAAGAAACGAGUGGGUGGAGGUACUACAGGACUGUACCAGGGGGCGCAGUCUUAGCAGCAGCACCAUGAAUCCCGGUUCACCAUUAACCCCAAACUAUCAGGGCUUUCUGGAACUCAAAGGAUUACGCUCUAAACUUUAUACUGUUGUCGCCUCAGAUAAGGUCUUCCUGUACAAAAACGUUGAAGACUAUCGUAUUGGCAUCGGUAUCACAUCCAUUGAGAUGAAUGUAGGAAAUAUUAAAGAUACAGAUCGUCGUAGCUUUUAUCUCACAACCCCAUACCGCACUUUCAGCUUCUUAGCGGAGUCGGAGCAGCUGAAGGAACAGUGGGUGGAUGCCAUGAGGAGCGCCAUAGGUGAGGCUCUGUCCAACAGUGAGGUAGCGGAGCGGAUCUGGGCGGAGCCUAGCAACAGUUUCUGUGCAGAUUGUGGGGCUCCCACUCCGGAAUGGGCAGCCGUCAACUUGUGUGUGGUGAUCUGCAAACGAUGCGCAGGGGAGCAUAGAGGACUAGGUCCAAGCAUUUCAAAGGUUCGAAGUCUAAAAAUGGACAGAAAGAUUUGGACAGAGGAGCUUAUACAGCUGUUUUUGUUGCUAGGCAACGACCGUGUAAACAGUUUCUGGGCAGCUAAUGUCCCACCAAGUGAGGCCUUGACACCUUCUAGCUGCAGUGAAGAGCGACGGCGCUUCAUCAAUAACAAAUACCGCCAAGGCAAAUACAGGAAGUACCAUCCUUUGUAUGGAAACCAGACUGAGCUCAACAAUGCUCUGUGCCUUUGUGUGCAGUGCAGCGACGUACUAGAGACCUUGCGCCUCAUUUUCUGUGGUGCGGAUGUAAACUGUUCGACUGGUAUGACAUCUUGGCCCACCCCUCUCUCUCUGGCCCACGAACACUCCCAAACCUUGCAGGCUGAGUUAAUUAGCCACAAUCUUAACACAGAGCUACCAAGAUUAGACGUAUGUGGAGACAUGGAGACGAAACAUUACACACUACAGCAUUGUGUAUCCCAUAGUGGCUUCCUUUUUAAAACUGGAUCCAUGGCUCGAGCCCCAGAGCGAAAGGCCAGAGAGGAGUUUAGUCGUCGCUGGUGCACGCUGAAUGAUGGCACCUUCAGCUACUAUGAGAACGACAAGAACUCAAACCCUAAUGGUGCACUGAAGUCUUCAGAGAUAGCCUGUUUGGCCGUAGACCCACCUGGGAAACAUGGGUAUGACAAUACUUUUGAAAUCUAUUCUGAGGCAGAGCGUCUCUAUCUGUUUGGCACUGAUGACCCUGACAGCCACAAGGAAUGGGUCAAGUCUAUUGCCAAGAGCUUGAUUCCGGCCUCCGCGGAGCCUCUACUGAGGUUGAGCUUCGACCGAAUCGGGCGGCUGAAGUACAAAGAUGGUUUGAACCUGCAGACAUCCAAAGUUGGUUGGUUUGCUCUAGUGGGCUCCACCCUUCACAUCUACCUGGAGCAGAGCCAGGGGGAGGAGAUCCAUCUGCGUAAACUUAACGAACUCUCAAUUCAACAAGACAAUGAGGUGCUAGUUUUGGUUGAAAAGGGCAGGACCCUGUACAUAGAGGGAGAGAGAAAGUUGGACUUUUCUGGAUGGUGCAGUGCCAUCCAGACAGCAGCUGGAAGUGGAGGAGCCACACUGAGCCAGCAGCAGCUCACGGAGACAGACAUACCCAUCAUAGUUCACAGCUGCAUUGACUACAUCACACAGUGUGGUUUAACAUCUGAGGGGAUAUAUCGCAAGAGCGGCGUGAACUCCCGCGUCGCAGCUCUGUGUGACAGAUUCCGUCACGAUGCUCGCAGUUUCCGUCUGAAGGAGGCUGAGCACCAGGUGGAUGAUGUCUCCAACACACUCAAGCGCUUCUUCAGGGAGUUAGAAGAAGGGCUGUUCACUUCAGAGGAUGCCAGAAUCUGGCUCAGUACUGCUGGGAUUGAGGAUGAAAGUAGGAAAAUCUCCCAGUAUAUGCAGCUGUUGAACAGACUUCCUCGUGUCAACAAGGCAACACUACAAGCCCUGAUCACCCACCUCUACUGUGUGCAGCGGUUUUCUGAUAAGAACCAGAUGAACAUUCAUAACCUCGCGAUAGUGUUUGGCCCCACGUUGUUCCAGACCGAUGGGAAGGACUACACUGCAGGCCGUGCAGUAGAGGACCUUAUACAGCACUAUACCACCAUCUUUGAGGUGGGAGAGCAGCAGCUAAAAAAGCAACUAGACGAGAUCCACGCUAUUCAGUUAGUGCGGGCGACACGAAGCACAAAAUUUCCUGGCACUGAACCUGGAGGGCACUUCAUCUGCACAGUGUAUCUGGAGGAAAAGAAGGCAGAUGGAGAGCAACACGUACAGAUCCCUGGUUCCAUGACAGCAGCAGAACUGAUCUUUGAGGUUCUGGACAAACGCAACAUCACAGCUAAAGACAAAGAUUAUUGGACCUGCUGGGAGGUCAGCGACAAGGAGGAAAUGGAGCGCCCGCUGCACUAUCAGGAGCGAGUCUUACCCAUACUUCACUCCUUGGGCACCGACUCCCACCUGCUCAUUAAGAAAUACCAUGCUAUGGAUGCAAUGAUUAGCUACCUUGCCAAUAAAGGAGAUCCGUCCACGCAUGGACUGAUCAAAUUCAGAGAUGAGCGGAACCUCCUGGGAUUGGGAACUUUCCAUGACAGAUAUUUCAUCCUUAAUUCCAGCUCACUCAGAAUGUACAAGGAUGUCAGAAGUAACCGUCCAGAGCGGGAUUGGCCAGUAAAAAGCCUGAAGGUUUACGUAGGUAUCAAGAAGAAACUCCGUCCGCCCACAUGUUGGGGACUAACAGUGAUUUAUGAGAGCAAGAAACAAGAGAAGUCGGAUAAACAGCAGUGGUAUCUCUGCCAUGAGACCCAGACAGAAAUGAGGGAGUGGUACGCUAGUUUUCUGAGUAUCCAGAGCGACGGCAACGUGUGGCCUCAGAACGGACUCCAGCUGACACGGGCGAGCCGUGUCCUGCCGGAAUCGCGUCAUGGUAAUGUGUCACUGAUACCGCUGCGCGGCAGUGAGAAUGAGAUGCGGAACAGCGUCGCAGCUUUCAGCCAGGACCCGCUUGCUAUGUGUAGAGAUGUUCGAUAAAGGUUGCUGCGAACCAGGAAGCAAAGGUGCAGUGUGCUUAAGGACGCAACCCCUAACCAUUCCAGUGAUGUCAUCAUUUGUGACUGAACAGCCUACAGUGACACUCAGGCACUCAUACUGUAUUUGGACUUUGACCUUACACUGUCAUCCUCUCUUUUGAAUCGCAUAGUCCAUGAAGUUGGGGUCUCACCUUAACUAGAACCCACAAUGAUUUCCUUCCACACAUGAAUUUCCUGUGCUGUAAAAUAGAAGAUACUAUGGCAUUAAAAAGGAGUUACUGUACAGUUUGAUCCAUCCCUCCUUUACAUGCAGCACGCUGCAUGCAGUGUUCAACUAGUCAGUGGUAUGUGGUUCAGCCACUGCAAUGAAUGGACAGAACCAUGAAGGACUGAGAACGAGCCUACUGUAGGUCAGGUUGUGUUGUUUUUUAGAGAAUAAAGGUUUAUUGCCACACAGUUGUACAGAAGCUGAUAUUUCUAAUAUUGUAAUGUUUUUAGCUUUUCUGUACUAUUGUUCUAUAGUUUGAAGUUCAAUUAAAUCCUUGCUAUUGUGGGCAAUGAUGAGACUGUUGCCUGAUGCAGUAUGUGACUGUCACCGCUGGGACCAGGGACUGGGGCCAAGAUGGAUCGGUUUCUGUUACUGUCCAAAACCUCGGACAAAGGUGCAUAUUUAUUCUUGUGUGCAACAUUUGUAAACGUGUCCUUUUUUUAAGUGUUUUAUCUUCGUCUGAAAUGUUUUGAAUAGUCUUGUUUGGGACUGAGAAGGAAAGAAGCAUGUGUCGAAGAAGGCAAAGAACAUAGGAGAGGGCAUAGGUGUUGCAAUAUUGUUCAGUAGAUGUACUGUAUAUCCUUAUUGUAAAUGAAAUAAAGUGUAGGUUCCAUUUAAAGUGCAGUUACUGAAACAUGUGCCUUUGCUCUGGUCUCAUCAGUGGAGUGACUUUCCCUCCUUGGUCUCUUUCUGCCACCUGUACUACACAGAUGAGGCUUACAUGCACUGUACAGUUUUAUUAACCAAUUUCUGUGACAUUUUAGAUGAUUUACGAUGUACGUGAAUAAAACGUGUGCAUAGAUAAAUUAAAAGUGUAAAAUGUG